Messenger RNA from Cucurbita moschata (crookneck pumpkin), 1143 nucleotides. RefSeq names its product UDP-N-acetylglucosamine transferase subunit ALG13 homolog. Gene Ontology annotation, biological process: dolichol-linked oligosaccharide biosynthetic process. Gene Ontology annotation, cellular component: UDP-N-acetylglucosamine transferase complex; extrinsic component of endoplasmic reticulum membrane. The coding region runs from base 323 to 856 and encodes 177 amino acids. Gene Ontology annotation, molecular function: hexosyltransferase activity. The transcript is spliced from 5 exons. The record is from RefSeq and is a predicted model, not a curated record. NCBI's taxonomy places the organism in Eukaryota, Viridiplantae, Streptophyta, Magnoliopsida, Cucurbitales, Cucurbitaceae.
UACGCCUUCGAGAUCCGACAAUCUGCGGCUAUCUCAUCACCAUUCACGCCGGCUGAUUUGCGGUUUUCUUCUCUCCAUCUUUCUUUUAAUUUCAAUUUCUUUGCCUUCUGGUCAUUGAUUAUUGGAACAAUCGCCCACCGCCGUUUGCCGAUCUCCUCCAGCCUCCCUAAAUUUAUUCUCACCUUAAGUUGUUGUAUGUAUGGCUGGGGAGGAUAAGUGUCUGCUCAUGAAAUAGAGGGAGAGAUAGGGCAAGGGGGAGAAGAAAUUGAACAAACAGUUCCUCUCGGUUGGGAUUUCACGGUGGUGAAUCAUUAAAUUGGGAAUGGGGGAUACUGAGGUUGACGGUAAACUUAAAAGGAUGGUGUUUGUUACCGUGGGAACAACGUGUUUUGAUGCUUUGGUUAGAGCAGUAGACACUGAGCAAGUAAAACAGAAAUUAUAUGCUAGAGGCUACACCCACCUUCUCAUUCAAAUGGGACGUGGUACAUAUAAUCCAACCGAGUAUCAUGGAGAAGAUGGGCUUGUUGUAGAAUAUUUCUCUUUCUCUUCAAGCAUAGCAGAUCAUCUAAAAUCAGCAUCUCUUGUAAUUAGCCAUGCUGGUUCCGGCAGCAUAUUUGAGACACUGAGACUAGGUAAACCUUUGAUUGUGGUAGUGAACGAAGAUCUAAUGGACAAUCAUCAAAUUGAACUUGCAGAAGAACUCGCUGAGAGGAAGCAUCUGUAUUGUGCUCGUCCCCAAACGCUACAUCAGACUAUAGAGAGCAUGAACUUGGACUCUCUCAUUCCAUACACACAAGGUGAUGCUAAACCAGUUGCAAGACUCAUCAAUAGGUUUCUAGGUUUUCCUGAAGAUUGAUGAGGUUGUAAAGCCUCUUUCUCCAAAUUAAACUCUUUAAUUGUUGUAGUUUUAAAUGUUAAAUAGGAAUUGCAUCAUCUUGCGAACCUGAGCAUACAUCCAACUUGUUAACAUAUUAUAUCUCAGCCAAAAGGUUAUUGAUUCGAUUCCUCACCCCACAUUUUUGUACUCAAAAGAGUGGCAUGUUUUAGACACUGCCAAUAGGUACCAUAAUUUUUGUGUUGUUUACCAAACACUGAGGAAACAUAUUCUGUCUUUUCCUUGCUGCUUGUUCAAAGCAUCUUCCA